Messenger RNA from Nilaparvata lugens (brown planthopper), 5823 nucleotides. RefSeq names its product monocarboxylate transporter 13 (gene Mct1). Lineage: Eukaryota; Metazoa; Arthropoda; Insecta; Hemiptera; Delphacidae. Bases 344 to 2287 code for a protein of 647 amino acids. Gene Ontology annotation, biological process: monocarboxylic acid transport; transmembrane transport. The record is from RefSeq and is a predicted model, not a curated record. The transcript is spliced from 9 exons. Gene Ontology annotation, molecular function: monocarboxylic acid transmembrane transporter activity.
UGGUAGGUGGAAAGGGGAGUAAGGAAUCAAAAAGCAGCAGCACCGCUGGUUUCCGUCCAAUUUCGGGGGUUGAAAGGGGGUGACCAGGUAGACAAGACAUGGCCUGUCAGUGACUGACGUGAUGGUGAACGUACAAGGGUUGAAUAGUGAGUUGAUCGAGUUGAAAUCUCGAAAAUAGCCUCGGAAAAGCCGCUCGGAGGAGUCAGUCAGCCAACGAGCGCGGCAGGUUGUCCACCUGAACAAACCGAAAAUGCACCAGACUUACAACUACUACUGCAGCACGUGCCAGUGUUGAUCGGGUGUUGUUGUGGCAGCAGUGGAUGUGGAGGGAUGGGGCGGGGGGAUGCUUUGGUGGGGGGAGAGCGAGAGGCGAAGAGCGUGCCUCACUCUUCAGUUGUCGGCCAGCCGUCGCACGGAUCAGUUACAUUCCGUUUCUGCCGCCUCCACCGCCUCCAAUCACCACGUGGACAGCAGCAUGGCUCACGCGCCGCCCCCCAAACACGACGAGGAGGAUGAUGCCGCCUCCGAGGAGAGGAUUGUGCCGCCCGAUGGUGGCUGGGGGUGGGUGGUUGUCUUCGCUUCUUUCAUGAUUCACAUUAUCACUGACGGAGUGACUUACACAUUUGGCCUUUUCUAUUUAGAGCUUACAAACUAUUUCAAUGCUGGUAAAGGAGAGACAGCUUUGAUUGUUUCAAUACUUGUCGGUGUAACACUAUGUUCAGGUCCAAUAUCAAGUGCAUUAGUGAAUAAGUAUGGAUGCCGUCCAGUUACUAUCGCAGGAGCAAUACUUGGCGGUACUUGUAUGAUGGUUAGCAGAUUCGCCAACAGCAUAUCACUCCUCUACAUCACCAUUGGCCUUGGAACAGGACUGGGAUUCGGUUUGAUCUACCUGCCAGCCAUCGUCAGUGUGACGUGCUACUUUGAGAAGUACCGCUCGCUGGCAACAGGCAUAGCGGUGUGCGGCUCGGGCCUCGGCACAUUUGUGUUUGCCCCAAUCAUCAAAACCCUCAUCAUCGAAUUCGGCUGGAAGGACUCCAUGCUCAUCAUCGGUGCUUCAAUCCUCAUCUGCAUCCUGUUUGGAAUUAUGUUCCGGCCGCUGGAGCCGGUCAGGAAAACGGAUGUACUCCUCAAAGGCGAGGAAAAGUCGACUGAAAUGGUGGAGAUGAGAGCGAAAACUAACGGAGUGGCGGUACCUAAUCUGUCCACGCCCACCGAGAAGACCAAUGGCGAGGCACAGAAGAGACCUCAUAGUAUCCAUUUGUUUCUAAACUCCACCCCUUCCGCACCACCACAGGCUAAUGGGUUCCUCGCGGUGCCAAACUCGAAAACUCCCGAUUCCAGAUUGGCGCUGAGUCAGCCGCAUCUACUGGGCACCAACGAACACUACAAGAAGCACUGGGGCAGUCAGAUGCUCAGACCAACGAGAAGUGGAAUCAUGUACAGAAAGGACAUUCUCUACCAUGGCAGUGUCACGCACCUGCAUCAUAUGGACCGAAAUAGGUCAUACUCGUGGACCCACCUCUACAAGCAAAAUGAUAAGCCAGACAAAUCGCAACGUAAUUCAGUGGUGAUUGCAGAGGAGCCACAAACGGGUUGCUGCAGUGGACUGCCCAGGGAAUCACUGGAUACGGUCAAGGAGAUGUUGGAUUUUUCCCUAUUGAAAGAUCCCAUCUUCAUUCUUUUCACUCUCUCCAACUUCUGUACCAGUAUUGGAUUCUAUGUUCCAUAUAUCUACAUUGUGGCACAAGCUGAAGAGAAAAAAGUUGACAAAAAUAUGGCGAGUAUGAUCCUGGCUGUCAUAGGAAUGGCAAAUACAGUUGGCAGGAUAGUUCUGGGAUAUCUAUCAGAUAAGACAUGGAUAAAUCGAUUGUGGGUUUAUAACACAAGUCUAGCGAUAUGUGGCAUAUCGACCGCCCUGAGUGCCUUCUGUAACACAUUUGUUCAGUUUUCGAUCUACGCGACAGUGUUUGGCUUCACGAUUGGCGCCUACGUUGGUUUAACGUCGGUUAUAUUGGUAGACCUGCUCGGACUGGACCGACUCACCAACGCGUUCGGCCUCCUAUUGCUUUUCCAGGGCAUCGCCUCCUUGGUGGGACCUCCAAUUGCAGGCUGGUUGUACGAUGCGAUGGACUCAUAUGACCCAGGAUUCUAUGUAGCCGGCGUGACCAUAGCAUUUAGUGGCAUCAUGCUCUACAUUAUUCCAUGGCUACAGAGAUACUUGCACGCCAGAAAAGAGCAGAAACGGAAAUCGAAUCCAGAAUCACCCAACUCCCGUGUCAGCAGCUAGUACACGGCCUUUCCAAACUCAUUCUUCACAAUCGACAACAUUUUGAAGUGGAAAAUGCACUUCAAAAUAAUGGACACUUACAAAGCUAAGACUGUUAGGCUUGUUGUUCAGAAACAAACUGUGAUUUAUUAAUUAAGGACAAACUAUUUUAUCUUUAUGUAAAUAUACUCGAGUUUACUUAUUGUUACCUGUAAAAGUAGAGUUUGAUAGAGGUUUCUACUAUUACUGUACAUUCUUGAACUGAUCAAUUAUUGCUACUUGAAAUUCAAACUUAAUACUUCCCGUUAGUUUCUAUAUUUAUGACAAGCUCUCUGCAGUAAUAUAGCCUCAUUCUUCUCACAAUUUACAGGAGUAGGUAAGGGCAUAGAAAACUGGUGUAUAGUUUACUACAAAGUUUAUAACUUAUACAACUUGUUUGAUAUGAUUGUUUGGUGAAAUUGUUUUAUUCUACUGUAGUGGUAAUAAUAUGUUUGCACAGUAAACACAUACAUACUCGUAAAUAGGUUAAUAUUGACCAACAAUGAUCGAGAUUUCAAACUUUUCAAAUCCAUCAAAACAUUACUGUGAACCCGAUAGCCUAAUUAAAUGUGCAGGGAAUGACGUCAGAAACAUACCUAAAAUUAUUAGCCACACGCAAAAAUUAUAAUACAGAAAGUGUAAAUAUAAAGUUCCGGCCCUGGUAUAUCUAUUAAAUUUAACUGUAAUUAACUACCAAUUAAUGAAGUCAUGUUAUUGAUUGGCUCUUGUAGUAUUGGUUCAGUUAGGUGACGUCACUUAACCAAAGUUUAAUUCAAUGGACGUACGAGCGAGAGUAUCCGGUAGUCUGUUUCUAUAAAUUAUUACACUUACAGAUAACAUAACACUCCAGUUAUCAACUAUUUAUACGAAAGUCUAUUUUCUAUAUUGAUAGAUGUCAUUUUAAACCUUCUGUCAACCCUACCCCGUGCCUUUGACUCACCCUACUUUUUCCAGUAUGACUCCAAUACCCAAAUGACCCUCAAAAAUUCAGUUCAUGCCAAAUACAUCUACCGCCUACAACAUUUUUUCUGAACUCUCAGCAUUUCAAACUCCAUAUUUAAAUUUUAAACUUCAUAUUUAAAUUUUAAACUCUAUAUUAAAUUUGACAAAUAAUGUACUAAUCGAAUAGCUGGCUUCCAGUAUUUUAACAUCCAUAUUUUACUUAUCAACGUUUUAAGAAUUUUAGCACACAAUCUCUCAUAUAAUAAAUAUUUUUCAACAUCUAUUAGGUCAGGCUUCCAUUCACCAUAGUUCAUCAAAUUCUUGAUUAUAAAAUAUUUCAUUUAAUAACUGUGACAUUCCUAAAACAUUUCAUCAAAUAAUAGCACCCGCUACCUAAAUACACAAACCUAUAAACAGUACCUACGUAUUAAUAUAUGAAGCACAUGUUUUAUUAUAUAUAUAUAUAUACUCACAACCUGAAAUUAAUUCAUAGUAAGGUGAGAGAAAACCGUAAGAACUGUCUAAAUUGGUUUAAUAUUUUAAACCAAUUGUGGAGUGGUUUAAUAUUCCUAUUAUUGAGGUUCGAAUAAGUCCAGACUUCUGGACUUGGGGGUAAGAAAUCACUGAUUUUCUUAUUGUAUAAACUAUUAUAACACAUUAUAUAUAAAUGAUUGAAUAAAACAGUUCACAAUAAUAUACUAUAGAGUGAGAUACUGACAGAUAUUUUUAUUUAGAAAAAGAUCUAGGAAGAUAUCUGAAUCCUUAAUGAUUUUGGAGAACACAUGAAUCCUUGUCAGUUGGAAAUGCAGUCAAAAUUUAUUUGGCAACCAAAAAUACCGAAAAAAUCAAGCACGGGACCAACAGUUUCAUUCGAUACUAAAGCUGAAAAAGUUCACUACAUUAUCAGUUCGGUAGGUAGCAAAUUACAAAUUGAAAAUCAUGAUUGAAUAAUGUGACCGGUGUGGUCACGAAACCAUGGUCGCGUACCAAAGAAAAUCAUGGUAAUUACCUUCCUGAAUUACACAAAAAAACGUAUGUUAAGAAAAUUCCAUCAUAACUUAAAACAUAAGCGAAUUCAAUAAUUCUAUCAAAACUUGAAUAAUGUUAUUUCUAUAAAAUUUGAUGGAAAGAUGUUCUUCAUUUUUAGUAAAAUUCGAUUUAAGUUUGAUAGGAAGUUAGCAGGUAGCAAGGACUACCAGUUCCAAUUUCGUCUGGCAAAAUGUAAUAUUUUCAUUAAUCUACUUUCUUAUCCAAAAAUGUAAUAUUUUCAUUAAUCUACUUUCUUAUCCAAUCUUCAACAAUUCACAAAUUUUGGUUGAUAGAAUGAUAUACAGAAAUUUAAUUUUUUCUUCACAGUCUAUAACUGUGUUUACCGAAUAAUUGACUAGAUUAGAAGUAUGCCAUACCCUUCUUACUGAAGGGUUGUCAUUCAAGAAUUUAUUUAAUAAUAAUAAUUAAUCUUGGAAUAAUUAUUUAUCAAGAUUGAUAGCCUACUUGAUCAACUAUCAUUAUACAUUUCAAUGAGAAUAUUUCAACUAAAAUAAUUGCAAUGCUAAAACCAGACUACAAUCAUCAGAAACAUGUUAGUUUUGGAGCAAACUGAUCGUAUCUUAAUUUGACCAUUCCGAGACUGUAUUACUGUAUUGAAUCAUGUAGGCUACCGUAUUGUUUUCGCACCGAAAAAAUUCCUAGAUGUGACCAUAUUAAAGAUUUAAAAUAGGAUGAGAUGUGAAAUUUGAUCUUCAAAGACUAGCUAAUUGAAUUAAAAAUGAAAAUGAAAUUUAUUUCAAAAGCCUGAUUAUGAAUGAAAUGGCUUACAUACAAUACUUCAUUAUCCAAUACAUUGGCAAAUGAAGGGCUAUGAAUUCUUAAACUUCAUAUCUGGUACAGCAGGUCAAUUAUAAACUAAUUAUUGUAUAAGAAGGAAAAUCAGACAACAUAACAUCAGAGACUUGAUUCUGCUUUAUGCAAACGUGAGGCAAAACACGAUAAGAAUAAUUUGUACUCUUCGAUAAAACAUGUAAAGAAAUUAGUUAAUUUUGAAAAACGGUAAAUAAUUAGAAAUAUUUUUAUAUGACAGGAUGAAUGGCUACUAAAGUAUUGCUGAAAUUAGAAACGAGUUUUUAUAGAAAUUAGAAAACUUUAUUUGUAAGAAAGUUACAAGUAAAAAUAUUGGUAAUAUGAAAAAAAUUGGUUAAAUCCAAGCAAAUCAAAACUAACUUAGGAUAAGUAAAAUGGAUAUGAUAGAGCAAAAUAUUUAAGAUUAUAUGAACUGAAAAUUUAUUGGUUCAACGUAUUUUAAUUGUACGUAUUCAAGAGUCAUUAAUUCUAAACUUCCAAUCUAUAAGUCCCACUAUUUUAGAGAAACGUGAAAUUUAGAUAUUUAUGUUAUUAUCUACCUAACAUCCUACACUACCAUUUCAACUACAACACUAAAUCAAAGUUUGAAUCGAUUUUAUAACCUGUAUAAAUGGAAGCUGUACUUUUAUAUGAAUGUUUCAUUUGACUUACUAGUAUGAAAGCUAUUGUAGUUAUUAUUGUAACCAGAAAAUUAUAGAAAAUAUUUUCUCAAAAAA